GAAGAGAGACAGAGGAAGAGAGACAGAGGAAGAGAGACAGAGGAAGAGAGACAGAGACCGAGAGACCGAGAGAGACGAGCGCGCGUGGGGCUGGGAGAGGAUGCGCUUGCUGCUGAUGGUCGCAGUCUUCACGGUGGUGUCCGCAGUGGGUCGAAGUCGAGCUAAUCCCAUCGCCGUGCAGAUGCGCGCGCUACGCGGACGCAGGCUCCACGCGCCCCGUCUCCGCUCCCCGCUCACCGGGACGUCGCUGCUGCCCGCCACCUCCGACGUGUGGGUUGGAACCCGAGGCCGGGCUGCCCGUGGGGUUCCGGCCGGAUGGGCGAGAACCGGAGCCGUUUCGGCGGCCCCCGUCGCCGCCGCCGCCGCCGCCGGGAGCCCCGCUGGGAAAUCUCCGUCGAACUUCAAAAACCGCUCGGAGCGCGGCUUCUACAAGCAGCACCACCACCACCGUCACGGCGCGGCGCCUCUGACGAGGAGCAGGGGACAUCUCAAGGAUGGGUGCUUCGGCCUCAAGAUUGACCGCAUCGGGGCCAUGUCCGGACUGGGUUGCAAGCGAGGCAAGAGCCACGGCUGAUGGAGUUGACCGAUGGCGCCUGCACGCGGCAAUGGCGACGAGCUGCAGCUAAACGAGUCACGUGCGACUCGUCCUCAGUACACACACAGUACACUCACAGUACACAUACACAGUACACUCGCACACUCACACAGUACACACACAGUACAUACAGCACACACUCACAGUACACACACUCACACACAGUACACACACACACACUCACAGUACACACACACACAGCACACAUACUCACAGUACACACACAGUACACAAACUCAGUGCGCAUGCUAGACAGGGUACACAAGCACGCGUUGUCAGUGUAGUUCACGCACACGGCACGCACCCGCAGUGCACACACUCUACACUGACAGUACACACACAGUACACACACAACACGCAACACAGUAAACGCUCGCGCAGAACGCACGCAGUAACACCACACGUGCAGUGUCACUACACGUGCAGAGUACACGUGCAGUCACACCACACGUGCGUGCACGGCCUCACGCGCGCACACAGCACAAAGGCUCACUUUAGGGGGUUCGCGUUCCCCCCCCCGACCCCCCCGGGGGGUGGGACAGGUCAAGGUGGUGGCCGGCUUCACGGCUUCCUGCAAUCAGCCGCGCUUUAAUUAACUCCCGAAUCGCAACUCGAGGGGAAGGUGUGGGGAGUGUGUGGGGGGGGGGGGGUAGCCAACACACGCGCGCACACACAACGCUUUGAACGAUGGUUCGCGGGUGAGCGUAAGAAUCGAUUUUUAAAAAAAAAUUGGUAAUUCGUCGAAUUAAUCAAUGAAUGUAAUGGCUCGAAUUUGGACCGUGGAUUUGGUUUCUUUUUUUGUUUUACUGAAAGGGAAUUGCGCGCGAAGGUGACGUACAAAACGUGGCCUGCAGGAAAGAAACACACGGACCGUUUACAAAGGAGCGAGAGAUUACGAAACGAUACCCGACAAAACAAUACAAAUGAGAGAGUUGACAAGAGGAAGCGGGGCAUUUAACAAUCCCGGUGACGGGUUUGUUGCAGGAGGUCGUGGGUUCGAUCCCAACCCUGACGCCUGCUGCUGAUGCUGCUGCUGUAUAUUUGGAGUUUGCGGUGUCUCUCUCUCUCCUCGUGGUCGCGUGGAUUUUUCUCUGGGUCCUCCCAAGUUUUUCUCUUCACAUUUUAGAAUCAACAUCGCCACGCGUUAAAUUUCGAUUUAAAGCUUUCGUGACUGCAGGGAUUCAUCGUCUUGGUUCUUUCGGUAAAGUCACGUAGAAGGGAAGUAAUACAAUAAUAAAAAUAAAACAUUUAUUAUGUUUUAUUGUUAUUAUUUUAUUAUCGGUAAAGUCACUUUACCGAAAGAACCAAGAAGAUGAAUCCCACGCGUUUACAAUAUUUGGCUGCUGCUGCUGCUAGAAAUGUCCACGUGGUGAGCCACUUUGUUGAGCUGUCAUUUGUGGCAAGGUCGCUUCUGAAGAAGAGCCACAGAGCUCAGGUGGGCCUUAGGGCCCGUCCAUAAAUGAC
Lethenteron reissneri (Far Eastern brook lamprey) is the source of this 2059-nucleotide messenger RNA. Its product is annotated as bradykinin-potentiating and C-type natriuretic peptides-like. The record is from RefSeq and is a predicted model, not a curated record. Gene Ontology annotation, cellular component: extracellular region. Gene Ontology annotation, molecular function: hormone activity. Lineage: Eukaryota; Metazoa; Chordata; Hyperoartia; Petromyzontiformes; Petromyzontidae.